Naegleria gruberi is the source of this 966-nucleotide messenger RNA. RefSeq lists its product as uncharacterized. Gene Ontology annotation, molecular function: protein binding. The coding region runs from base 1 to 966 and encodes 321 amino acids. The transcript has a single exon. The record is from RefSeq and is a predicted model, not a curated record. Lineage: Eukaryota; Heterolobosea; Eutetramitea; Acrasida; Naegleriidae.
AUGUCAAAACCAAUAUUCCCAACGCGAACGAAACGAAGCCCUCUUCCACUACACACACGUUCUAUCAUCUUUCCUCCGCACACACUAUUGAAAAAUUCUGUCUUGGCUAUGCAUGCCAAUCAACAGACAUUCUCAAUUUUGAGUGUCAAUUCAUAUCUUCUCUCAAUUUCCCAAGUUAAAAAUACGAAUAUGAUUUACAUGAAAGAAUUCAAGCUUACAAAUCCAGUUGUUUCCAUCUCAAGUGCUGCUUUCAUUGAUGAAGAUUCAUUGGUCAUAUUCAACAAGGGUAAGGGGAGAUUUGAGAGAUGGAAUUUGAGCAGAGAUAUCAAAGUGCAAGUGGCGUGGAAUUUUCCAAUACCUUCAGAGAAACAAAAUUCGAUGAAAUGGUGUAUCGAUCAUCAUGAUAAUCAAAUGUUUUUAUAUGUGGACAAGGGUAUUACUGUACUAUCUUUGAGUGAUGGUAAGGAAAUAGGAAAAAUCUUAAAUCCACCUCAAAAAAUUUCGCACAUGCAAAUGAAUAAGAUGAAUUCCAAUCAAAUUAUUUCAAUUUCUUCCAAAGCAGAGAUUUGUUACAUUGACAAGAAGACCUUUGAAACAAGUUCUACAAUCAAUGUUGAACAAAUGAUGCUCAACAAGUUAAAGAGAACAACUAUUCAUCAAGUGAAAUCAGUAGCUCAGGAUGAAUGCGGUUAUAUCUAUCUUGCUGUAGAUUGGUAUUAUCCUAUGAUACAAGCACAUUCAGGGAUGUAUGAUAGCGUAUUCUAUUUAGUUACUUUAAAAGAUAAUAUGAUUAUAUUGGAGGAUAAAUUAAUUGAGUUCAAGACAGCGUUCAUUGGAUUUGAUAAUAGGUCAAAAUUAUUGUUAAGAGCUAAUGGCGAUAUGCUCCAUUUUAUUAGAUUGAAAGAAUUUACUCUUUUUGAAUCCUGUUGUGAAAUCUUUUCAGAUAUCACCUGUGUUUUUGAAUAA